Messenger RNA from Drosophila persimilis, 4978 nucleotides. Its product is annotated as small G protein signaling modulator 1. Gene Ontology annotation, molecular function: GTPase activator activity. The record is from RefSeq and is a predicted model, not a curated record. Gene Ontology annotation, biological process: activation of GTPase activity. Bases 1 to 3702 code for a protein of 1233 amino acids. The transcript is spliced from 7 exons. NCBI's taxonomy places the organism in Eukaryota, Metazoa, Arthropoda, Insecta, Diptera, Drosophilidae.
AUGAACAUGUUACAGAGUUUUAGCGGCGGCGCUGCCAGCACCACAGGCGAUGCCACCAGCGCCGAGACCGAGCUCAAGGAGCGGCUGAUAGCCAGCGUCAAGAAGGAGGUGAAGCAACUGAUGGAGGAGGCGGUGACCAAGAAGUACGUCCACGAGGAGAGCAGCUCGGUGACGUCGCUCUGCGGCGCGGUGGAGGCCUGCCUCAGCCAUGGGCUGCGCCGUCGGGCCCUCGGGCUGUUCAAGACCUCCUCGACAACGGCCCUCAUCCAGAAGAUAGCCAAAAUCUGUCCGGAGGCGGACUACGUGAGCCGGCGCCUGCUCGAGCUGGAGCUGGCCCACGAGAGCAGCGCGGUGAGCGGCAAGCGUUCGUCCUCCAGCAGCGACAGCAUCAUCAAGCCCAAGCUGAUCAGCAAGCAAACGGGCAGCAGUUGCAGCAGCAGCUCCGUGACCACCAUCAAUACGGUCUCCAAUGGGGCAGGCGGCGGCGGCGGCGGCGGCGGUGUCCUGGGAGGCGCCGGGACACCGUUGGGCAAGUACCUGUGGAUACGGCUGGCGCUGUACGAGAAGCGGCUGGCCAAGAUCAUCGAGCAUCUGGUGGGCAAUGCCAGCAACUACUAUGAUCGCGAGGCGCUGGUCGCCGACGCCGAUUAUGGAUCCAUUCUCAGCUCCCUGCUGGUGGGGCCCUGCGCCCUGGAGUUUACGCGGGCCAAGACAGCCGACCAUUAUUGGUCCGAUCCGCAUGCCGAUGAGCUGGUGCAGCGGCAUCGGAUAAGCUCGGGCAACCGCACACCACCCACCUGCCAUCGGCCGAUCAUUAACUUUAAGAGGAGCCUGCACACCAGCUCGGAGGACACGAGCAGCGGCAGCUUCAAGGCCUGCUCGCCGGCGAGCGUGGCCAAGGACUAUGUGGAGUCGCUGCACCAGAAUUCGCGGACCACCCUCCUCUAUGGCAAGAACAAUGUACUCGUCCUGCCCAAGGACGUGUCCGAGCCGAUGCCCGGCUAUCUGAGCCUCCAUCAGAGCAUCCAGUCGCUGACCAUCAAGUGGACACCGAAUCAGCUGAUGAACGGCUACAACGACGGGGACAACAGCGACAAGAGCUUCUACUGGAGCUAUGCCCUCAAUAUCAACGUGGACGAGAUCGUCUACGUGCACUGUCACCAGAAUCGUGGCGGGGAUACCGGCGGCACCAUCAUCCUGGUCGGCCAGGACGGGGUGCAGCGUCCGCCCAUCCAUUUUCCCGAGGGCGGACACCUGCAGGCGUUCCUCAGCUGCCUGGAGACGGGCCUGCUGCCGCACGGACAGCUGGAUCCGCCGCUCUGGUCGCAGCGCGGCAUUGGCAAGCUGUUCCCCUGGCCGAAGAGCGUGCGCCGGCAUAUACUGCCCUCCGUUAUGGAGGCCUCCUCCAGCGACGAGACGCCCAUCGACUAUGUCUUUCGCGUGGUCAGCAAGAGCCAGCACGAGGAGUUCUUGGCCACGCACCCCAUCCUGGAGCUGGGGCGCUCGAGUCCGCGCCGCAAGCACUUGGGCAGCUGCUCCACCACCGGCAGCAGCGACUGCUCCAGCAAGAGUCUCUCCAUCGAUCAGAGCAGCAGCGAUCCGCCCUUGAUCCAGGCCAGUCAGACGGCCAGCAUUGAGCUCGUGUGCUCCACCAUGCGCCGGCAGAUCAUCUCGCGCGCCUUCUACGGCUGGCUGGCCUAUUGCCGUCAUCUAUCCACGGUGCGGACCCAUCUAUCCGGACUGGUCUAUGGCCGCAUUAUGCCCGAUUUGGCUGCCGACGAGGAGGGCCUCACCAGACAGAAGUGGCUGGAGAUGCACGUGGAUGGCGUUGUCUCUGGCGAACUGGAGCUCUAUCGCUUGGUCUACUUUGGCGGCGUACAGCCGGAUCUGCGCAAGGAGGUGUGGCCCUAUCUGCUGGGCCACUACGCCUUUGGGUCCACCUGCGAGGAGCGUAAGAAACAGGACGAGACCUGCAAGCACUACUACGAGACGACGAUGAGCGAGUGGCUGGCUGUGGAGGCGAUUGUCCGGCAGCGGGAGAAGGAGAAGACAGCGCUGGCCGUGGCGAAACUUAGUGCGGAACAGGCGCGACUGGCGGCCAAUGCCAAUGAGGCUGGCGCUGGAGCUGAUGCUGCAGCUGCUGGUCCGAAUGCUGCACGGCCAAUGACCAAUGGCACACGGGAGCUGGAGCUGGAGCUGGAGCGUGGUCUUGGCCACGAUGAGGCGGAGCUGGGCGCAGAUGAGGGUGAGAACAACGUGUUUGAUGAUAACGAUUUCUCCGAUAUAUCCGAUCCUGGAGAUCUGUCCGAUGAUCCCGAACUGGCAGCAGAGGCUGAGGAGCAGCCUGAAGAGGAAGGAAACGAGAAAUCGGAUGAGGAGCUGGACCAGGAGCAGGAGCAUGAGCUGGAGCAGGAGGAUGGCCGACUCAUGCCGCAGCUGAGCGAGCAGUUGAUGCUGGAGUUCCAGAAUCUCGACUGCAUGGAGCCGCUGCACCUGCAGGAGAACUGCUUCGCUGACUCUGAGGCGGAGGGGGAUAUGGGUCUCGGGCUGGACGCCGGCGGGAACAUCCUGCUGCUGAGCAUCAAGAGCUCGCCCUCCACCAGCAGCUAUGAGACGGUCGGCAAUGAGUUCGUAGACAUGGUGGAUGUCAAGGAGGAGGAGCCAGAAGAGGAAAUGGAGCCAGAGCCAGAGACAGAGACAGAGCCAGAGGUAGAGCCAGAGUCCUGCGGUCUGUUGAGUAAGUUCCACAGCGCCGAUGAUGUGCGUCGGGACGGGCAGGGCGAGGAAGCAGAGCAUGAGCAUGAGGAGGAGCACCCAUCCACGUCCGUGAUCAUCACAGAGGCCGCCUCCCUGGAUGCCCUGGAUGUGCAGUGCAACGACGACGAGACCACCGAAGAUUUCACCUCACGCAAGACCAGCCUCAUGUCACCCAUGAACGAUGACAUCACGGUGGUGGCCUCCCUGGAUGCCCUGCAGGAGCCAAAGUCCGCUUGCGUCUCCCCGGCCAGCUCCAAUGGCGGCGUCUACAGCGUCGAGCUGCUCGAACAGUUCGGCCUCAAUCUGCAUCGGAUCGAGAAGGAUGUGCAGAGAUGCGAUCGCAACUACUGGUACUUUGCCAACGAGAAUCUGGACAAGCUGCGCAACGUGAUAUCCACGUAUGUGUGGGAGCAUCUGGACGUGGGCUACAUGCAGGGCAUGUGCGAUCUGGUGGCCCCACUGCUGGUCAUCUUCGACGACGAGUCCCUGAGCUACAGCUGCUUCUGCAAGCUCAUGGAGCGCAUGAUCGAGAACUUUCCCAGCGGCGGUGCCAUGGACAUGCACUUUGCCAACAUGCGAUCUCUCAUACAAAUCCUCGACUCGGAGAUGUAUGAUCUGAUGGACUCGAACGGGGACUACACGCACUUCUACUUCUGCUACCGCUGGUUCCUCUUGGACUUCAAGAGGGAGCUCGUCUACGACGAUGUCUUUGCCACUUGGGAGGUGAUCUGGGCGGCCAAGCACGUGGCAUCUGGAAACUUCGUCCUCUUCCUGGCCCUGGCCCUGCUGGAGACCUAUCGCGACAUCAUCCUCUCCAACAGCAUGGACUUUACCGAUGUCAUCAAGUUCUUCAAUGAAAUGGCCGAACGCCACAAUGCCCAAUCGAUUCUGCAGCUGUCCCGCAGUCUGGUCCUUCAGCUGCAGACCAUCAUCGAGAACAAGUGAAGAAGGGAGCCGUAAUCGUAACCGUAACCGCAAGCGCAACACGCGUUACCAUAACCAUAACCAUAGCCACAACCAUAACCGUAGAUGUGUCCCCGUAUCCGUAUCCGUAUUCGUACCCGUACUUGCCGAUCAGUAUUGAGCAUGCGAUGUACUAGUAGAGAGCACCAUAGAUCAUAGAAUGUUGGAUAGAAACUGCGCCUAGACAUACCCGCACACGGCAUACACAUAGUGCAUAUGAUAUGUAGUAGAUGGCAAUUAGCUGAAGCUCUCGAAUGAGGUUUUGGGCUUUUUUUUUGUUUGUUAUAUUUUUAUAGAAACGGCUGGGAGUCGCCUAAGAUGCGAUGCAGAAGUUAAUUGAAAUUUAGCUUAAUUAAGGAAAUUGUAGUGACCUGAGAUGUGACGUCGAGUAAAGUAGAACAAAGAUGAGAGGAAAAUGAACAACGUAAAUGAAGAAGAAAUAAAUACUAUUUACUAUAUACAAUAUAUGAUAUACAGAUAAGAUGCUAUAUAUGUACAUGUAUACAGCCAUUCCACAUAUAUAGAAGCAGUUACAUAUUUAUACUUUUUGUAUGGGGAUGGAACCAUCCACAUAUACAUAUAUACACUAUAUAACAAAUACCAAAUACCAAAUACCAUAUACAUACAUUUGCGAUGCUGUGCGAAGGUUUUCGGCUUGGGCUUUCGUGGCCCGAGGCUGUGGGCCAAUUGUUGUUAAUGUUAUUUUUUACCAAUUUAGCAAAUGAUCAGAUAUAUAUACACUCACACACACACACACACACACGCAUGUAUAUGUGCAUAUAUUAGAGGUCUGCAGAGGGAUAUUGGGAUUCAUUCCGUCUCAUUCGCAUUCGUGCAUUCGCCACUUCGUUCAAAUCCUUUUUUUUUCGGAGUCACUCAAUGAGUUUGAAUGCAUUCAUAUUCAUGCAGGCCCCCUACAUACAUUUAAUGAUAUUCGAUUGCAAUUGUUCGUUUCUUAGGUUGGAUUUUGUUUGGCCUUGUUAUCCAAAAGGGUUUAAGGAAAAAAACCAACAUUUUCAGUUUCAGUUUUAGAAGCUUCGGGUAGAUCCUGCGGCUAUAUCCCAUAAACAGAUCGAACAAUUGUAGACCCCACACACACACACACACACACACACAAAUGUUAUAAAAAUGUUGUUAAAGAAAAAAGAAAGAAAAAAAACUAAAAACGUUGAGUUUGAGUUGAUUGCGUUAUUGUAUUAGAAGAAUUAAUAUACAACAAAAAUAUGAUACAUACAAUACGAAUAUAUAUACAUAUAUU